AAAUCUAGUAUCGUUUCGACUACGUUAGCGCCACAUUCUUCUUAAGGAAAAAUCAGCUAAAAAGCCAGCUAAUAUCUGCCAUUAAUAACACCACCGAAAACUAUAUAAAAGCGGUUGUUUUUUAAAACAUAAAUCUAAACAAAAAAUACUAAACAACUUUCCAUCUAAAUACUCACAAAAAACGAAAAAUUUAAAACAUGAAUAAUUUUGAGGAACAAUCUAAAAAUUUGUUUUUGAAACAAAGUUUCCAGAAACCUGGACUAGUUGACUGGUUACAAGAAGAGCGUAAACCUUUGGCUACAAACUUAAAACUGAAUUUCUUAAAGGUAAGACAAGUAUUAGUGAAGAUCGCUACAAAUCAACUAAUACGUCAGAAAGAAGAAAUAAAGAAACAAAUUGAAGAGCUAUCAAAACAACAAGUAGAACUCGAUCAAAAAGAAGAAGAACUUAAGAAGCGGAAAGAGUUAGAAAGUCUUUCAGAAAAAGAACUCAAACUUAAAAAUACCGAAAACUAUAAUGUUGCGGUACUGUCAAAAACCUUGCCACCAUUAGAUCAGUAUAAAAAACUCAAUUUAUCAGAAGUUGAGUUCGUAAAACGCUUACGUCUGUAUAUCUUGGCACCAAUUGAUUUACAUCGUUAUGGCUACCCAUGGGAACGUGAAGAUGGCUCUGUCUCGGUCUACUUGCACCGAUUUAAGCGACGAAAGCACUCAAACUUUUCGAGCCGAUGUUCAUUGGAACAUCUUUGCGUACGUUGUGAUCGACCCUUCCACGUGGAUGUUUCGGGAGAAUAUUUUACCAAAGAAGAGUGCAUAUUUCAUUGGGGAAAGUUUAAGGAGAGGUUUACUUGCUGCGGCGGCGAGAGAGACUCAGAGGGCUGCGACCGUAAUAAGCUGCACGUGUGGAACGGGAUUAUUGAAGGGGUAAACGGACCCUAUACAGAUUUCCUGUGCACACAACCGCGCCCUGAUAAAUCCGAUAUUGAAGCCAAAGUGUAUGCUUUGGAUUGUGAAAUGUGUUACACUGGACGUGGAGUCGAAGUGGCCAAAGUAUCCUUAGUUGGUUAUGAUGGACAAGUGGUAUAUGACCAUUUUGUGAAGCCGACAUGUGAAGUUGUCGAUUAUUGUACACGCUUCUCAGGCGUAACCGCAAAAGAUCUAUGUGAAGUGCAAAACAAAAAUUUGAAGACCUUUGCCGAAGUACAAAAGGAUUUGCUGCAGCUUAUCGACGCCGAUACCAUACUCAUUGGCCAUAGUUUGGAGAACGACAUGCGUGUGCUGAAGAUUGUUCAUAAAACGGUAGUCGACACAGCAGACGAGUUUCCACACCCAUUCGGCUUUCCAUAUCGUCAUUCGCUUAAGAAUCUGACUAAAGAAUAUUUAAAACGCGAUAUUCAAUGUGGCAACAACGGUCAUGACAGUGCGGAAGACUCUCGUGCUUGUUUGGAGUUGAUUAUGUGGAAAGUGCAUAAUAAUAUGCCUCCAAAACUACCAAAAGAAUUGAUAAAAUAAAUAUUUUAUAUUAAAACAAAAAAA
Messenger RNA from Bactrocera dorsalis (oriental fruit fly), 1535 nucleotides. Its product is annotated as putative exonuclease GOR. Lineage: Eukaryota; Metazoa; Arthropoda; Insecta; Diptera; Tephritidae. The transcript has a single exon. The record is from RefSeq and is a predicted model, not a curated record. Gene Ontology annotation, cellular component: nucleus. Gene Ontology annotation, molecular function: exonuclease activity; nucleic acid binding. Bases 198 to 1511 code for a protein of 437 amino acids.